Messenger RNA from Alternaria infectoria, 2913 nucleotides. RefSeq lists its product as uncharacterized. Gene Ontology annotation, cellular component: mitochondrion. The coding region runs from base 1 to 2913 and encodes 970 amino acids. The record is from RefSeq and is a predicted model, not a curated record. Gene Ontology annotation, biological process: mitochondrial translation; leucyl-tRNA aminoacylation. The transcript has 4 exons. NCBI's taxonomy places the organism in Eukaryota, Fungi, Ascomycota, Dothideomycetes, Pleosporales, Pleosporaceae. Gene Ontology annotation, molecular function: aminoacyl-tRNA deacylase activity; ATP binding; leucine-tRNA ligase activity.
AUGCGUCGUCUCAGUCUGCAGUCCGUAGGCUGGCGGCGCCCUCCACGCCUCCCAGUCUCCCGACCGCGCGUAGCACUACGAUGGGCGAGUACGCUGGAGAGAAAGUCAAGAGCUGAGGGAAUCAAGGUCGAAUCGCUCACUGCCAAAUGGCAACCACAUUGGGACCAGCUAUCUGCCCAAUGGCACGACCUACGAAAGUCCGAUAGGGGAGAUGCAUAUGUGCUGCCCAUGUUCCCAUACCCCUCCGGCACCCUCCAUCUAGGCCACCUGCGGGUAUACACGAUAUCCGAUGUUCUCUCCAGAUACAAGCACAUGCAGGGCUACAAGGUCCUACAUCCCAUAGGCUGGGAUGCGUUCGGUCUACCGGCUGAGAACGCAGCCAUCGAGCGAGGGGUACACCCGGAGAAGUGGACGCUACAGAAUAUCGAGACUAUGAAGAGUCAGAUGAAGGAAAUGGGUGGUCGCUGGGACUGGGACGCUGUAUGGAAACCGCUCAGGAUGUUUAGGCAUGGGCUGAUCUCUCGCAUCUUCCUCAUGCUCCAUGAGCGCGGCCUAGCCUACCAAGCCAAAUCCCUCGUGAACUACGAUCCCGUCGAUAAAACCGUCCUCGCAAACGAACAAGUAGAUGCCAAUGGCUGCUCGUGGCGGUCCGGUGCAAAGGUCGAGAAGGUGAUGCUGAAGCAAUGGUUUCUAAAGAUCAAGGAGUUCCAGGAACCCUUGCUAAAGGACCUGGACGCUCUUGCACGAGACGGCAGGUGGCCUGAGAAGGUUCUUGCCAUGCAGAGGAACUGGAUCGGCAAGUCUGAAGGCGCGCAACUUUGGUUCGACAUUGUCUCGACCGAUAGUGAAAUGCGCUUUGAGCCUGUCGAUGUCUUUACUACCAGGGCUGACACGCUUUUUGGAUUAGCCAUCGAGGAUGCAGAGCUCCGCGCCUUCAUGGAGCGAGCAAAGGACCUUCCCUCGGACACCAAGGAGGGGUUCAAGCUGGGGAAGAUUGUAGCGCGCAAUCCCCUCGCCCAUGUUCAAGGCUCCACAGGACCCUCUGUACCUGUAUAUGUGGCUCCAUACGUUUUGGACGACUAUGGAUCUGGCGCUGUAAUGGGUGUACCAGGUCACGACGCCCGAGACCAUGCGUUCUGGCGAAAGAACGUUGGUGAUGAGCCAGUCAGAGUCGUCGUAUCUGCUAAGAAAGGCUCACUACCUUUGCCGCUUGUACCGCGCAGUGGUGACGACGUACCUAUGACCGAAAAAGGCUUCGUUGCUGCAGACAUAGAUUGUUUCGGGGGCAUGGCCUCGAAGCAAGCCGCGAAUGCGGUCGUACAAGCGAUUCUCGAAACUGGAAAGCCGGCUGAGAAGAAAGCAAACUGGCGACUCCGUGAUUGGUUGAUAAGUCGGCAGCGCUACUGGGGUGCGCCUAUUCCAAUUAUUCACUGCAAAUCUUGUGGUGCUGUUCCUGUGCCUGAGAAAGACCUUCCGGUCGAGCUACCGAACCUACCUGACAGCUUCUUCGAGGGCCGCAAAGGUAACCCGUUAGCGGAAGAUGAAAACUGGAAAAAGGCCUCUUGUCCGAAGUGCGGCUCGGCUGCUGAGCGCGAGACUGAUACUAUGGAUACCUUCAUGGACUCGUCAUGGUAUUUCUUCAGGUUCCUAGAUCCGAAGAACGAGUACGCCUUGGUCGACCCGACAAAGACCAAUACCGGCAUGCCAGUGGACCUAUAUGUCGGCGGCGUAGAACACGCAAUUCUUCAUCUUUUAUACGCGCGCUUCAUCUCCAAGUUUCUGGCAACUACUCCAACAUGGCCAAAGGGCUACCUGGCGAAUGGCGAGCCUUUCACGCGUCUCAUCACGCAAGGUAUGGUUCAUGGAGAGACGUUUACAGACCCCGAAAAUGGUCGCUUCCUACGCCCCGAUGAAGUCGACUUGACCAGUCCUUCCAAGCCUAUCAUUAAGGCCAGUGGAGUCACUCCGAACGUUAGUUUCGAGAAGAUGUCGAAGAGCAAGUACAAUGGAGUGGAUCCAGGUGCCACGAUUGCCAAGUAUGGCGCAGACGCCACGCGCGCGCACAUGCUGUUCCAAGCACCUGUCAGUGAUGUGCUUGAGUGGGACGAGAAAAAGAUCACUGGCGUACAACGAUGGUCACAUCGAGUCAUCAAGCUGUCAACCGCACCAUGGAUACCGGAUGAUGUGAUAGACAAGUUCGUUAUACCCACACAGGUUGACAGGAAGCUCCUCAGUAUCCUACAAGAUGCUUCGACCAGCGGCGAAUCUGAGAGCGCCACACGCGAAACCUUGGUGUCCACCCUUAAAUCAGAUGAGGCUCAGCUUUGGAUCAAGACACAAGAAAUCAUCGCCAGUGUCACAGAAUCGUACUCGCAAACAUACUCCCUUAACACCAUCGUCAGCGAUCUAAUGACACUGACAAACACUAUUUGGGACGCGCCGCAUGCGUCUCCGGUCACACCAAUCCUCAAAUGGUACUCCAUGGCCCACCUCGUUCGCAUGCUCGCCCCAAUUGCUCCUGGUGUCGCUGAGGAAGCCUGGCACCAACUGAACACUUGCACCACGGCACAGACAAAUGACAGCGGCGUCUCAACAGUCUUUGCGACAGGCUUCCCGACCGCAGACCUCGCCAUCAUACCGCUCCUCACCACAACGCGCAAAUGUGUUGUCCAAAUCGACGGCAAACGCAAGUUCGACGUGGAUAUACAAAAACUCCCCGAUUCGGUCAACCCCAAAGAUAUUCAAGCUGUAACCAAGUUUGUGCUGGGAAAGAUCUGGAAAUUGAGUGCGACGGAGGAAGAGAGUGAGGAAUUUGGUGUCGUUCCGGCGGGAUGGAAGGUCAUUGCUGUUAAUGGUGGUGCACUCUGUAAUUUUGUUGGGCCGAAGAAGCCUAAGUUGGAGAAGGGUCGAUGA